AUGCUUCCGGACGCAAGCAUGCUUUCAGACGCAAGCAUGCUUCCGGGCGCAAGCAUGCUUUCGGGCGCAAGCAUGCUUCCGGACGCAAGCAUGCUUUCGGACGCAAGCAUGCUUUCGGAUGCAAGCAUGCUUCCGGACGCAAGCAUGCUUUCGGACGCAAGCAUGCUUUCGGACGCAAGCAUGCUUUCGGACGCAAGCAUGCUUUCGGACGCAAGCAUGCUUUCGGAUGCAAGCAUGCUUCUGGACGCAAGCAUGCUUUCGGGCGCAAGCAUGCUUUCGGACGCAAGCAUGCUUUCGGACGCAAGCAUGCUUCCGGACGCAAGCAUGCUUUCGGGCGCAAGCAUGCUUCCGGACGCAAGCAUGCGUCCGGGCGCAAGCAUGCUUCUGGCAGUGAGCAUGCUUUCGGACGCAAGCAUGCUUCCGGGCGCAAGCAUGCGUCCGGACGCAAGCAUGCUUCCGGACGCAAGCAUGCUUCCGGACGCAAGCAUGCUUCCGGACGCAAGCAUGCUUUCGGACGCAAGCAUGCUUUCGGACGCAAGCAUGCUUCCGGACGCAAGCAUGCUUUCGGGCGCAAGCAUGCUUCCGGACGCAAGCAUGCGUCCGGACGCAAGCAUGCUUCUGGCAGUGAGCAUGCUUUCGGACGCAAGCAUGCUUCCGGGCGCAAGCAUGCGUCCGGACGCAAGCAUGCUUCCGGACGCAAGCAUGCUUCCGGACGCAAGCAUGCUUCCGGACGCAAGCAUGCGUCCGGGCGCAAGCAUGCUUCUGGACGCAAGCAUGCUUUCGGACGCAAGCAUGCUUUCGGACGCAAGCAUGCUUCCGGACGCAAGCAUGCUUUCGGACGCAAGCAUGCGUCCGGGCGCAAGCAUGCUUCCGGACGCAAGCAUGCUUUCGGGCGCAAGCAUGCUUUCGGACGCAAGCAUGCUUUCGGACGCAAGCAUGCUUUCGGACGCAAGCAUGCGUCCGGACGCAAGCAUGCUUCCGGACGCAAGCAUGCGUCCGGGCGCAAGCAUGCUUUCGGAUGCAAGCAUGCUUCUGGACGCAAGCAUGCUUUCGGGCGCAAGCAUGCUUUCGGACGCAAGCAUGCUUUCGGACGCAAGCAUGCUUCCGGACGCAAGCAUGCUUUCGGGCGCAAGCAUGCUUCCGGACGCAAGCAUGCGUCCGGACGCAAGCAUGCUUCUGGCAGUGAGCAUGCUUUCGGACGCAAGCAUGCUUCCGGGCGCAAGCAUGCGUCCGGACGCAAGCAUGCUUCCGGACGCAAGCAUGCUUCCGGACGCAAGCAUGCUUCCAGACGCAAGCAUGCGUCCGGGCGCAAGCAUGCUUCUGGACGCAAGCAUGCUUUCGGACGCAAGCAUGCUUUCGGACGCAAGCAUGCUUCCGGACGCAAGCAUGCUUUCGGACGCAAGCAUGCGUCCGGGCGCAAGCAUGCUUCCGGACGCAAGCAUGCUUUCGGGCGCAAGCAUGCUUCCGGACGCAAGCAUGCUUUCGGACGCAAGCAUGCUUUCGGACGCAAGCAUGCGUCCGGACGCAAGCAUGCUUCCGGACGCAAGCAUGCGUCCGGGCGCAAGCAUGCUUUCGGAUGCAAGCAUGCUUCUGGACGCAAGCAUGCUUUCGGGCGCAAGCAUGCUUUCGGACGCAAGCAUGCUUUCGGACGCAAGCAUGCUUCCGGACGCAAGCAUGCUUUCGGGCGCAAGCAUGCUUCCGGACGCAAGCAUGCGUCCGGACGCAAGCAUGCUUCUGGCAGUGAGCAUGCUUUCGGACGCAAGCAUGCUUCCGGGCGCAAGCAUGCUUUCAGACGCAAGCAUGCGUCCGGACGCAAGCAUGCUUCCGGACGCAAGCAUGCUUUCGGGCGCAAGCAUGCUUCCGGAUGCAAGCAUGCUUCCGGACGCAAGCAUGCUUCUGGCAGUGAGCAUGCUUUCGGACGCAAGCAUGCUUCCGGGCGCAAGCAUGCUUUCGGAUGCAAGCAUGCUUCUGGACGCAAGCAUGCUUUCGGGCGCAAGCAUGCGUCCGGACGCAAGCAUGCUUCCGGACGCAAGCAUGCUUUCAGACGCAAGCAUGCGUCCGGACGCAAGCAUGCUUCCGGACGCAAGCAUGCUUUCGGGCGCAAGCAUGCUUCCGGGUGCAAGCAUGCUUCCGGACGCAAGCAUGCUUCUGGCAGUGAGCAUGCUUUCGGACGCAAGCAUGCGUCCGGGCGCAAGCAUGCUUUCGGACGCAAGCAUGCUUCUGGACGCAAGCAUGCUUUCGGGCGCAAGCAUGCUUUCGGACGCAAGCAUGCUUUCGGACGCAAGCAUGCUUCCGGACGCAAGCAUGCUUUCGGGCGCAAGCAUGCGUCCGGGCGCAAGCAUGCUUCUGGACGCAAGCAUGCUUUCGGACGCAAGCAUGCUUUCGGACGCAAGCAUGCUUCCGGACGCAAGCAUGCUUUCGGACGCAAGCAUGCGUCCGGGCGCAAGCAUGCUUCCGGACGCAAGCAUGCUUUCGGGCGCAAGCAUGCUUCCGGACGCAAGCAUGCUUUCGGACGCAAGCAUGCUUUCGGACGCAAGCAUGCGUCCGGACGCAAGCAUGCUUCCGGACGCAAGCAUGCGUCCGGGCGCAAGCAUGCUUUCGGAUGCAAGCAUGCUUCUGGACGCAAGCAUGCUUUCGGGCGCAAGCAUGCUUUCGGACGCAAGCAUGCUUUCGGACGCAAGCAUGCUUCCGGACGCAAGCAUGCUUUCGGGCGCAAGCAUGCUUCCGAACGCAAGCAUGCGUCCGGACGCAAGCAUGCUUCUGGCAGUGAGCAUGCUUUCGGACGCAAGCAUGCUUCCGGGCGCAAGCAUGCUUUCAGACGCAAGCAUGCGUCCGGACGCAAGCAUGCUUCCGGACGCAAGCAUGCUUUCGGGCGCAAGCAUGCUUCCGGACGCAAGCAUGCUUCCGGACGCAAGCAUGCUUCUGGCAACGCGAAGCAUGCUUCCGGACGCAAGCAUGCUUCCGGACGCAAGCAUGCUUUCAGACGCAAGCAUGCUUCCGGGCGCAAGCAUGCUUUCGGGCGCAAGCAUGCUUCCGGACGCAAGCAUGCUUUCGGACGCAAGCAUGCUUUCGGAUGCAAGCAUGCUUCCGGACGCAAGCAUGCUUUCGGACGCAAGCAUGCUUUCGGACGCAAGCAUGCUUUCGGACGCAAGCAUGCUUUCGGACGCAAGCAUGCUUUCGGAUGCAAGCAUGCUUCUGGACGCAAGCAUGCUUUCGGGCGCAAGCAUGCUUCCGGGCGCAAGCAUGCUUCCGGACGCAAGCAUGCUUCUGGCAGUGAGCAUGCUUUCGGACGCAAGCAUGCGUCCGGGCGCAAGCAUGCUUUCGGACGCAAGCAUGCUUCUGGACGCAAGCAUGCUUUCGGGCGCAAGCAUGCUUUCGGACGCAAGCAUGCUUUCGGACGCAAGCAUGCUUCCGGACGCAAGCAUGCUUUCGGGCGCAAGCAUGCGUCCGGGCGCAAGCAUGCUUCUGGACGCAAGCAUGCUUUCGGACGCAAGCAUGCUUUCGGACGCAAGCAUGCUUCCGGACGCAAGCAUGCUUUCGGACGCAAGCAUGCGUCCGGGCGCAAGCAUGCUUCCGGACGCAAGCAUGCUUUCGGGCGCAAGCAUGCUUCCGGACGCAAGCAUGCUUUCGGACGCAAGCAUGCUUUCGGACGCAAGCAUGCGUCCGGACGCAAGCAUGCUUCCGGACGCAAGCAUGCGUCCGGGCGCAAGCAUGCUUUCGGAUGCAAGCAUGCUUCUGGACGCAAGCAUGCUUUCGGGCGCAAGCAUGCUUUUGGACGCAAGCAUGCUUUCGGACGCAAGCAUGCUUCCGGACGCAAGCAUGCUUUCGGGCGCAAGCAUGCUUCCGGACGCAAGCAUGCGUCCGGACGCAAGCAUGCUUCUGGCAGUGAGCAUGCUUUCGGACGCAAGCAUGCUUCCGGGCGCAAGCAUGCUUUCAGACGCAAGCAUGCGUCCGGACGCAAGCAUGCUUCCGGACGCAAGCAUGCUUUCGGGCGCAAGCAUGCUUCCGGACGCAAGCAUGCUUCCGGACGCAAGCAUGCUUCUGGCAACGCGAAGCAUGCUUCCGGACGCAAGCAUGCUUCCGGACGCAAGCAUGCUUUCAGACGCAAGCAUGCUUCCGGGCGCAAGCAUGCUUUCGGGCGCAAGCAUGCUUCCGGACGCAAGCAUGCUUUCGGACGCAAGCAUGCUUUCGGAUGCAAGCAUGCUUCCGGACGCAAGCAUGCUUUCGGACGCAAGCAUGCUUUCGGACGCAAGCAUGCUUUCGGACGCAAGCAUGCUUUCGGACGCAAGCAUGCUUUCGGAUGCAAGCAUGCUUCUGGACGCAAGCAUGCUUUCGGGCGCAAGCAUGCUUUCGGACGCAAGCAUGCUUUCGGACGCAAGCAUGCUUCCGGACGCAAGCAUGCUUUCGGGCGCAAGCAUGCUUCCGGACGCAAGCAUGCGUCCGGGCGCAAGCAUGCUUCUGGCAGUGAGCAUGCUUUCGGACGCAAGCAUGCUUCCGGGCGCAAGCAUGCGUCCGGACGCAAGCAUGCUUCCGGACGCAAGCAUGCUUCCGGACGCAAGCAUGCUUCCGGACGCAAGCAUGCUUUCGGACGCAAGCAUGCUUUCGGACGCAAGCAUGCUUCCGGACGCAAGCAUGCUUUCGGGCGCAAGCAUGCUUCCGGACGCAAGCAUGCGUCCGGACGCAAGCAUGCUUCUGGCAGUGAGCAUGCUUUCGGACGCAAGCAUGCUUCCGGGCGCAACCAUGCGUCCGGACGCAAGCAUGCUUCCGGACGCAAGCAUGCUUCCGGACGCAAGCAUGCUUCCGGACGCAAGCAUGCGUCCGGGCGCAAGCAUGCUUCUGGACGCAAGCAUGCUUUCGGACGCAAGCAUGCUUUCGGACGCAAGCAUGCUUCCGGACGCAAGCAUGCUUUCGGACGCAAGCAUGCGUCCGGGCGCAAGCAUGCUUCCGGACGCAAGCAUGCUUUCGGGCGCAAGCAUGCUUUCGGACGCAAGCAUGCUUUCGGACGCAAGCAUGCUUUCGGACGCAAGCAUGCGUCCGGACGCAAGCAUGCUUCCGGACGCAAGCAUGCGUCCGGGCGCAAGCAUGCUUUCGGAUGCAAGCAUGCUUCUGGACGCAAGCAUGCUUUCGGGCGCAAGCAUGCUUUCGGACGCAAGCAUGCUUUCGGACGCAAGCAUGCUUCCGGACGCAAGCAUGCUUUCGGGCGCAAGCAUGCUUCCGGACGCAAGCAUGCGUCCGGACGCAAGCAUGCUUCUGGCAGUGAGCAUGCUUUCGGACGCAAGCAUGCUUCCGGGCGCAAGCAUGCGUCCGGACGCAAGCAUGCUUCCGGACGCAAGCAUGCUUCCGGACGCAAGCAUGCUUCCGGACGCAAGCAUGCGUCCGGGCGCAAGCAUGCUUCUGGACGCAAGCAUGCUUUCGGACGCAAGCAUGCUUUCGGACGCAAGCAUGCUUCCGGACGCAAGCAUGCUUUCGGACGCAAGCAUGCGUCCGGGCGCAAGCAUGCUUCCGGACGCAAGCAUGCUUUCGGGCGCAAGCAUGCUUCCGGACGCAAGCAUGCUUUCGGACGCAAGCAUGCUUUCGGACGCAAGCAUGCGUCCGGACGCAAGCAUGCUUCCGGACGCAAGCAUGCGUCCGGGCGCAAGCAUGCUUUCGGAUGCAAGCAUGCUUCUGGACGCAAGCAUGCUUUCGGGCGCAAGCAUGCUUUCGGACGCAAGCAUGCUUUCGGACGCAAGCAUGCUUCCGGACGCAAGCAUGCUUUCGGGCGCAAGCAUGCUUCCGGACGCAAGCAUGCGUCCGGACGCAAGCAUGCUUCUGGCAGUGAGCAUGCUUUCGGACGCAAGCAUGCUUCCGGGCGCAAGCAUGCUUUCAGACGCAAGCAUGCGUCCGGACGCAAGUAUGCUUCCGGACGCAAGCAUGCUUUCGGGCGCAAGCAUGCUUCCGGACGCAAGCAUGCUUCCGGACGCAAGCAUGCUUCUGGCAGUGAGCAUGCUUUCGGACGCAAGCAUGCUUCCGGGCGCAAGCAUGCUUUCGGAUGCAAGCAUGCUUCUGGACGCAAGCAUGCUUUCGGGCGCAAGCAUGCGUCCGGACGCAAGCAUGCUUCCGGACGCAAGCAUGCUUUCAGACGCAAGCAUGCGUCCGGACGCAAGCAUGCUUCCGGACGCAAGCAUGCUUUCGGGCGCAAGCAUGCUUCCGGGCGCAAGCAUGCUUCCGGACGCAAGCAUGCUUCUGGCAGUGAGCAUGCUUUCGGACGCAAGCAUGCGUCCGGGCGCAAGCAUGCUUUCGGACGCAAGCAUGCUUCUGGACGCAAGCAUGCUUUCGGGCGCAAGCAUGCUUUCGGACGCAAGCAUGCUUUCGGACGCAAGCAUGCUUCCGGACGCAAGCAUGCUUUCGGGCGCAAGCAUGCGUCCGGGCGCAAGCAUGCUUCUGGACGCAAGCAUGCUUUCGGACGCAAGCAUGCUUUCGGACGCAAGCAUGCUUCCGGACGCAAGCAUGCUUUCGGACGCAAGCAUGCGUCCGGGCGCAAGCAUGCUUCCGGACGCAAGCAUGCUUUCGGGCGCAAGCAUGCUUCCGGACGCAAGCAUGCUUUCGGACGCAAGCAUGCUUUCGGACGCAAGCAUGCGUCCGGACGCAAGCAUGCUUCCGGACGCAAGCAUGCGUCCGGGCGCAAGCAUGCUUUCGGAUGCAAGCAUGCUUCUGGACGCAAGCAUGCUUUCGGGCGCAAGCAUGCUUUCGGACGCAAGCAUGCUUUCGGACGCAAGCAUGCUUCCGGACGCAAGCAUGCUUUCGGGCGCAAGCAUGCUUCCGGACGCAAGCAUGCGUCCGGACGCAAGCAUGCUUCUGGCAGUGAGCAUGCUUUCGGACGCAAGCAUGCUUCCGGGCGCAAGCAUGCUUUCAGACGCAAGCAUGCGUCCGGACGCAAGCAUGCUUCCGGACGCAAGCAUGCUUUCGGGCGCAAGCAUGCUUCCGGACGCAAGCAUGCUUCCGGACGCAAGCAUGCUUCUGGCAGUGAGCAUGCUUUCGGACGCAAGCAUGCUUCCGGGCGCAAGCAUGCUUUCGGAUGCAAGCAUGCUUCUGGACGCAAGCAUGCUUUCGGGCGCAAAAAUGCGUCCGGACGCAAGCAUGCUUCCGGACGCAAGCAUGCUUUCAGACGCAAGCAUGCGUCCGGACGCAAGCAUGCUUCCGGACGCAAGCAUGCUUUCGGGCGCAAGCAUGCUUCCGGGCGCAAGCAUGCUUCCGGACGCAAGCAUGCUUCUGGCAGUGAGCAUGCUUUCGGACGCAAGCAUGCGUCCGGGCGCAAGCAUGCUUUCGGACGCAAGCAUGCUUCUGGACGCAAGCAUGCUUUCGGGCGCAAGCAUGCUUUCGGACGCAAGCAUGCGUCCGGACGCAAGCAUGCUUCCGGACGCAAGCAUGCGUCCGGGCGCAAGCAUGCUUUCGGAUGCAAGCAUGCUUCUGGACGCAAGCAUGCUUUCGGGCGCAAGCAUGCUUUCGGACGCAAGCAUGCUUUCGGACGCAAGCAUGCUUCCGGACGCAAGCAUGCUUUCGGGCGCAAGCAUGCUUCCGGACGCAAGCAUGCGUCCGGACGCAAGCAUGCUUCUGGCAGUGAGCAUGCUUUCGGACGCAAGCAUGCUUCCGGGCGCAAGCAUGCUUUCAGACGCAAGCAUGCGUCCGGACGCAAGCAUGCUUCCGGACGCAAGCAUGCUUUCGGGCGCAAGCAUGCUUCCGGACGCAAGCAUGCUUCCGGACGCAAGCAUGCUUCUGGCAGUGAGCAUGCUUUCGGACGCAAGCAUGCUUCCGGGCGCAAGCAUGCUUUCAGACGCAAGCAUGCGUCCGGACGCAAGCAUGCUUCCGGACGCAAGCAUGCUUUCGGGCGCAAGCAUGCUUCCGGACGCAAGCAUGCUUCCGGACGCAAGCAUGCUUCUGGCAGUGAGCAUGCUUUCGGACGCAAGCAUGCGUCCGGGCGCAAGCAUGCUUUCGGAUGCAAGCAUGCUUCUGGACGCAAGCAUGCUUUCGGGCGCAAGCAUGCUUUCGGACGCAAGCAUGCUUUCGGACGCAAGCAUGCUUCCGGACGCAAGCAUGCUUUCGGGCGCAAGCAUGCUUCCGGACGCAAGCAUGCGUCCGGGCGCAAGCAUGCUUCUGGCAGUGAGCAUGCUUUCGGACGCAAGCAUGCUUCCGGGCGCAAGCAUGCGUCCGGACGCAAGCAUGCUUCCGGACGCAAGCAUGCUUCCGGACGCAAGCAUGCUUCCGGACGCAAGCAUGCUUUCGGACGCAAGCAUGCUUUCGGACGCAAGCAUGCUUCCGGACGCAAGCAUGCUUUCGGGCGCAAGCAUGCUUCCGGACGCAAGCAUGCGUCCGGACGCAAGCAUGCUUCUGGCAGUGAGCAUGCUUUCGGACGCAAGCAUGCUUCCGGGCGCAAGCAUGCGUCCGGACGCAAGCAUGCUUCCGGACGCAAGCAUGCUUCCGGACGCAAGCAUGCUUCCGGACGCAAGCAUGCGUCCGGGCGCAAGCAUGCUUCUGGACGCAAGCAUGCUUUCGGACGCAAGCAUGCUUUCGGACGCAAGCAUGCUUCCGGACGCAAGCAUGCUUUCGGACGCAAGCAUGCGUCCGGGCGCAAGCAUGCUUCCGGACGCAAGCAUGCUUUCGGGCGCAAGCAUGCUUCCGGACGCAAGCAUGCUUUCGGACGCAAGCAUGCUUUCGGACGCAAGCAUGCGUCCGGACGCAAGCAUGCUUCCGGACGCAAGCAUGCGUCCGGGCGCAAGCAUGCUUUCGGAUGCAAGCAUGCUUCUGGACGCAAGCAUGCUUUCGGGCGCAAGCAUGCUUUCGGACGCAAGCAUGCUUUCGGACGCAAGCAUGCUUCCGGACGCAAGCAUGCUUUCGGGCGCAAGCAUGCUUCCGGACGCAAGCAUGCGUCCGGACGCAAGCAUGCUUCUGGCAGUGAGCAUGCUUUCGGACGCAAGCAUGCUUCCGGGCGCAAGCAUGCGUCCGGACGCAAGCAUGCUUUCGGACGCAAGCAUGCUUCCGGACGCAAGCAUGCUUCCGGAUGCAAGCAUGCGUCCGGGCGCAAGCAUGCUUCUGGACGCAAGCAUGCUUUCGGACGCAAGCAUGCUUUCGGACGCAAGCAUGCUUCCGGACGCAAGCAUGCUUUCGGACGCAAGCAUGCGUCCGGGCGCAAGCAUGCUUCCGGACGCAAGCAUGCUUUCGGGCGCAAGCAUGCUUUCGGACGCAAGCAUGCUUUCGGACGCAAGCAUGCUUUCGGACGCAAGCAUGCGUCCGGACGCAAGCAUGCUUCCGGACGCAAGCAUGCGUCCGGGCGCAAGCAUGCUUUCGGAUGCAAGCAUGCUUCUGGACGCAAGCAUGCUUUCGGGCGCAAGCAUGCUUUCGGACGCAAGCAUGCUUUCGGACGCAAGCAUGCUUCCGGACGCAAGCAUGCUUUCGGGCGCAAGCAUGCUUCCGGACGCAAGCAUGCGUCCGGACGCAAGCAUGCUUCUGGCAACGCGAAGCAUGCUUCCGGACGCAAGCAUGCUUCCGGACGCAAGCAUGCUUUCAGACGCAAGCAUGCUUCCGGGCGCAAGCAUGCUUUCGGGCGCAAGCAUGCUUCCGGACGCAAGCAUGCUUUCGGACGCAAGCAUGCUUUCGGAUGCAAGCAUGCUUCCGGACGCAAGCAUGCUUUCGGACGCAAGCAUGCUUUCGGACGCAAGCAUGCUUUCGGACGCAAGCAUGCUUUCGGACGCAAGCAUGAUUUCGGAUGCAAGCAUGCUUCUGGACGCAAGCAUGCUUUCGGGCGCAAGCAUGCUUUCGGACGCAAGCAUGCUUUCGGACGCAAGCAUGCUUCCGGACGCAAGCAUGCUUUCGGGCGCAAGCAUGCUUCCGGACGCAAGCAUGCGUCCGGGCGCAAGCAUGCUUCUGGCAGUGAGCAUGCUUUCGGACGCAAGCAUGCUUCCGGGCGCAAGCAUGCGUCCGGACGCAAGCAUGCUUCCGGACGCAAGCAUGCUUCCGGACGCAAGCAUGCUUCCGGACGCAAGCAUGCUUUCGGACGCAAGCAUGCUUUCGGACGCAAGCAUGCUUCCGGACGCAAGCAUGCUUUCGGGCGCAAGCAUGCUUCCGGACGCAAGCAUGCGUCCGGACGCAAGCAUGCUUCUGGCAGUGAGCAUGCUUUCGGACGCAAGCAUGCUUCCGGGCGCAAGCAUGCGUCCGGACGCAAGCAUGCUUCCGGACGCAAGCAUGCUUCCGGACGCAAGCAUGCUUCCGGACGCAAGCAUGCGUCCGGGCGCAAGCAUGCUUCUGGACGCAAGCAUGCUUUCGGACGCAAGCAUGCUUUCGGACGCAAGCAUGCUUCCGGACGCAAGCAUGCUUUCGGACGCAAGCAUGCGUCCGGGCGCAAGCAUGCUUCCGGACGCAAGCAUGCUUUCGGGCGCAAGCAUGCUUUCGGACGCAAGCAUGCUUUCGGACGCAAGCAUGCUUUCGGACGCAAGCAUGCGUCCGGACGCAAGCAUGCUUCCGGACGCAAGCAUGCGUCCGGGCGCAAGCAUGCUUUCGGAUGCAAGCAUGCUUCUGGAUGCAAGCAUGCUUUCGGGCGCAAGCAUGCUUUCGGACGCAAGCAUGCUUUCGGACGCAAGCAUGCUUCCGGACGCAAGCAUGCUUUCGGGCGCAAGCAUGCUUCCGGACGCAAGCAUGCGUCCGGACGCAAGCAUGCUUCUGGCAGUGAGCAUGCUUUCGGACGCAAGCAUGCUUCCGGGCGCAAGCAUGCGUCCGGACGCAAGCAUGCUUCCGGACGCAAGCAUGCUUCCGGACGCAAGCAUGCUUCCGGACGCAAGCAUGCGUCCGGGCGCAAGCAUGCUUCUGGACGCAAGCAUGCUUUCGGACGCAAGCAUGCUUUCGGACGCAAGCAUGCUUCCGGACGCAAGCAUGCUUUCGGACGCAAGCAUGCGUCCGGGCGCAAGCAUGCUUCCGGACGCAAGCAUGCUUUCGGGCGCAAGCAUGCUUCCGGACGCAAGCAUGCUUUCGGACGCAAGCAUGCUUUCGGACGCAAGCAUGCGUCCGGACGCAAGCAUGCUUCCGGACGCAAGCAUGCGUCCGGGCGCAAGCAUGCUUUCGGAUGCAAGCAUGCUUCUGGACGCAAGCAUGCUUUCGGGCGCAAGCAUGCUUUCGGACGCAAGCAUGCUUUCGGACGCAAGCAUGCUUCCGGACGCAAGCAUGCUUUCGGGCGCAAGCAUGCUUCCGGACGCAAGCAUGCGUCCGGACGCAAGCAUGCUUCUGGCAGUGAGCAUGCUUUCGGACGCAAGCAUGCUUCCGGGCGCAAGCAUGCGUCCGGACGCAAGCAUGCUUCCGGACGCAAGCAUGCUUCCGGACGCAAGCAUGCUUCCGGACGCAAGCAUGCGUCCGGGCGCAAGCAUGCUUCUGGACGCAAGCAUGCUUUCGGACGCAAGCAUGCUUUCGGACGCAAGCAUGCUUCCGGACGCAAGCAUGCUUUCGGACGCAAGCAUGCGUCCGGGCGCAAGCAUGCUUCCGGACGCAAGCAUGCUUUCGGGCGCAAGCAUGCUUUCGGACGCAAGCAUGCUUUCGGACGCAAGCAUGCUUUCGGACGCAAGCAUGCGUCCGGACGCAAGCAUGCUUCCGGACGCAAGCAUGCGUCCGGGCGCAAGCAUGCUUUCGGAUGCAAGCAUGCUUCUGGACGCAAGCAUGCUUUCGGGCGCAAGCAUGCUUUCGGACGCAAGCAUGCUUUCGGACGCAAGCAUGCUUCCGGACGCAAGCAUGCUUUCGGGCGCAAGCAUGCUUCCGGACGCAAGCAUGCGUCCGGACGCAAGCAUGCUUCUGGCAGUGAGCAUGCUUUCGGACGCAAGCAUGCUUCCGGGCGCAAGCAUGCGUCCGGACGCAAGCAUGCUUCCGGACGCAAGCAUGCUUCCGGACGCAAGCAUGCUUCCGGACGCAAGCAUGCGUCCGGGCGCAAGCAUGCUUCUGGACGCAAGCAUGCUUUCGGACGCAAGCAUGCUUUCGGACGCAAGCAUGCUUCCGGACGCAAGCAUGCUUUCGGACGCAAGCAUGCGUCCGGGCGCAAGCAUGCUUCCGGACGCAAGCAUGCUUUCGGGCGCAAGCAUGCUUUCGGACGCAAGCAUGCUUUCGGACGCAAGCAUGAUUUCGGACGCAAGCAUGCGUCCGGACGCAAGCAUGCUUCCGGACGCAAGCAUGCGUCCGGGCGCAAGCAUGCUUUCGGAUGCAAGCAUGCUUCUGGACGCAAGCAUGCUUUCGGGCGCAAGCAUGCUUUCGGACGCAAGCAUGCUUUCGGACGCAAGCAUGCUUCCGGACGCAAGCAUGCUUUCGGGCGCAAGCAUGCUUCCGGACGCAAGCAUGCGUCCGGACGCAAGCAUGCUUCUGGCAGUGAGCAUGCUUUCGGACGCAAGCAUGCUUCCGGGCGCAAGCAUGCGUCCGGACGCAAGCAUGCUUCCGGACGCAAGCAUGCUUCCGGACGCAAGCAUGCUUCCGGACGCAAGCAUGCGUCCGGGCGCAAGCAUGCUUCUGGACGCAAGCAUGCUUUCGGACGCAAGCAUGCUUUCGGACGCAAGCAUGCUUCCGGACGCAAGCAUGCUUUCGGACGCAAGCAUGCGUCCGGGCGCAAGCAUGCUUCCGGACGCAAGCAUGCUUUCGGGCGCAAGCAUGCUUUCGGACGCAAGCAUGCUUUCGGACGCAAGCAUGCUUUCGGACGCAAGCAUGCGUCCGGACGCAAGCAUGCUUCCGGACGCAAGCAUGCGUCCGGGCGCAAGCAUGCUUCCGGGCGCAAGCAUGCUUUCGGGCGCAAGCAUGCGUCCGGGCGCAAGCAUGCUUUCGGGCGCAAGCAUGCUUUCGGACGCAAGCAUGCUUCCGGACGCUAGCAUGCACGCAAGCAUGCUUCCGGGCGCAAGCAUGCUUUCGGGCGCAAGCAUGCUUCCGGACGCAAGCAUGCUUUCGGACGCAAGCAUGCUUUCGGAUGCAAGCAUGCUUCCGGACGCAAGCAUGCUUUCGGACGCAAGCAUGCUUUCGGACGCAAGCAUGCUUUCGGACGCAAGCAUGAUUUCGGACGCAAGCAUGCUUUCGGAUGCAAGCAUGCUUCUGGACGCAAGCAUGCUUUCGGGCGCAAGCAUGCUUUCGGACGCAAGCAUGCUUUCGGACGCAAGCAUGCUUCCGGACGCAAGCAUGCUUUCGGGCGCAAGCAUGGUUUCGGACGCAAGCAUGCUUCCGGACGCAUGCAUGCUUUCGGGCGCAAGCAUGGUUUCGGACGCAAGCAUGCUUCCGGGCGCAAGCAUGCUUUCGGGCGCAAGCAUGCUUUCGGACGCAAGCAUGCUUCCGGACGCAAGCAUGCUUCUGGACGCAAGCAUGCUUUCGGACGCAAGCAUGCUUUCGGGCGCAAGCAUGCUUUCGGACGCAAGCAUACUUCCGGGCGCAAGCAUGCGUCCGGGCGCAAGCAUGCUUCCGGGCGCAAGCAUGCGUCCGGACGCAAGCAUGCUUCCGGCAGUGAGCAUGCUUUCGGACGCAAGCAUGCUUCCGGGCGCAAGCAUGCGUCCGGCCGCAAGCAUGCUUCCGGGCGCAAGCAUGCUUCUGGCAGUGAGCAUGCUUUCGGACGCAAGCAUGCUUCCGGACGCAAGCAUGCGUCCGGGCGCAAGCAUGCUUCCGGACGCAAGCAUGCUUCCGGACGCAAGCAUGCUUUCGGACGCAAGCAUGCUUCCAGACGCAAGCAUGCUUUCGGACGCAAGCAUGCGUCCGGACGAAAGCAUGCUUCCGGACGCAAGCAUGCUUCCGGACGCAAGCAUGCGUCCGGACGCAAGCAUGCUUUCGGGCACAAGCAUGCUUUCGGACGCAAGCAUGCUUCCGAGCGCAAGCAUGCUUUCGGACGCAAGCAUGCAUCCGGACGCAAGCAUGCUUCCGGACGACAGCAUGCUUUCGGGCGCAAGCAUGCUUCCGGACGCAAGCAUGCUUUCGGACGCAAGCAUGCGUCCGGACGCAAGCAUGCUUCCGGACGCAAGCAUGCUUUCGGGCGCAAGCAUGCUUCCGGACGCAAGCAUGCUUCCGGACGCAAGCAUGCUUUCGGGCGCAAGCAUGCUUCCGGACGCAAGCAUGCUUCCGGACGCAAGCAUGCUUCUGGCAGUGAGCAUGCUUUCGGACGCAAGCAUGCUUCCGGGCGCAAGCAUGCUUUCGGAUGCAAGCAUGCUUCUGGACGCAAGCAUGCUUUCGGGCGCAAGCAUGCGUCCGGACGCAAGCAUGCUUCCGGACGCAAGCAUGCUUUCAGACGCAAGCAUGCGUCCGGACGCAAGCAUGCUUCCGGACGCAAGCAUGCUUUCGGGCGCAAGCAUGCUUCCGGGCGCAAGCAUGCUUCCGGACGCAAGCAUGCUUCUGGCAGUGAGCAUGCUUUCGGACGCAAGCAUGCGUCCGGGCGCAAGCAUGCUUUCGGACGCAAGCAUGCUUCUGGACGCAAGCAUGCUUUCGGGCGCAAGCAUGCUUUCGGACGCAAGCAUGCUUUCGGACGCAAGCAUGCUUCCGGACGCAAGCAUGCUUUCGGGCGCAAGCAUGCGUCCGGGCGCAAGCAUGCUUCUGGACGCAAGCAUGCUUUCGGACGCAAGCAUGCUUUCGGACGCAAGCAUGCUUCCGGACGCAAGCAUGCUUUCGGACGCAAGCAUGCGUCCGGGCGCAAGCAUGCUUCCGGACGCAAGCAUGCUUUCGGGCGCAAGCAUGCUUCCGGACGCAAGCAUGCUUUCGGACGCAAGCAUGCUUUCGGACGCAAGCAUGCGUCCGGACGCAAGCAUGCUUCCGGACGCAAGCAUGCGUCCGGGCGCAAGCAUGCUUUCGGAUGCAAGCAUGCUUCUGGACGCAAGCAUGCUUUCGGGCGCAAGCAUGCUUUCGGACGCAAGCAUGCUUUCGGACGCAAGCAUGCUUCCGGACGCAAGCAUGCUUUCGGGCGCAAGCAUGCUUCCGGACGCAAGCAUGCGUCCGGACGCAAGCAUGCUUCUGGCAGUGAGCAUGCUUUCGGACGCAAGCAUGCUUCCGGGCGCAAGCAUGCUUUCAGACGCAAGCAUGCGUCCGGACGCAAGCAUGCUUCCGGACGCAAGCAUGCUUUCGGGCGCAAGCAUGCUUCCGGACGCAAGCAUGCUUCCGGACGCAAGCAUGCUUCUGGCAGUGAGCAUGCUUUCGGACGCAAGCAUGCUUCCGGGCGCAAGCAUGCUUUCGGAUGCAAGCAUGCUUCUGGACGCAAGCAUGCUUUCGGGCGCAAGCAUGCGUCCGGACGCAAGCAUGCUUCCGGACGCAAGCAUGCUUUCAGACGCAAGCAUGCGUCCGGACGCAAGCAUGCUUCCGGACGCAAGCAUGCUUUCGGGCGCAAGCAUGCUUCCGGGCGCAAGCAUGCUUCCGGACGCAAGCAUGCUUCUGGCAGUGAGCAUGCUUUCGGACGCAAGCAUGCGUCCGGGCGCAAGCAUGCUUUCGGACGCAAGCAUGCUUCUGGACGCAAGCAUGCUUUCGGGCGCAAGCAUGCUUUCGGACGCAAGCAUGCGUCCGGACGCAAGCAUGCUUCCGGACGCAAGCAUGCGUCCGGGCGCAAGCAUGCUUUCGGAUGCAAGCAUGCUUCUGGACGCAAGCAUGCUUUCGGGCGCAAGCAUGCUUUCGGACGCAAGCAUGCUUUCGGACGCAAGCAUGCUUCCGGACGCAAGCAUGCUUUCGGGCGCAAGCAUGCUUCCGGACGCAAGCAUGCGUCCGGACGCAAGCAUGCUUCUGGUAGUGAGCAUGCUUUCGGACGCAAGCAUGCUUCCGGGCGCAAGCAUGCUUUCAGACGCAAGCAUGCGUCCGGACGCAAGCAUGCUUCCGGACGCAAGCAUGCUUUCGGGCGCAAGCAUGCUUCCGGACGCAAGCAUGCUUCCGGACGCAAGCAUGCUUCUGGCAGUGAGCAUGCUUUCGGACGCAAGCAUGCUUCCGGGCGCAAGCAUGCUUUCAGACGCAAGCAUGCGUCCGGACGCAAGCAUGCUUCCGGACGCAAGCAUGCUUUCGGGCGCAAGCAUGCUUCCGGACGCAAGCAUGCUUCCGGACGCAAGCAUGCUUCUGGCAGUGAGCAUGCUUUCGGACGCAAGCAUGCUUUCGGGCGCAAGCAUGCUUUCGGGCGCAAGCAUGCUUUCGGGCGCAAGCAUGCUUUCGGACGCAAGCAUGCGUCCGGACGCAAGCAUGCUUCCGGACACAAGCAUGCGUCCGGGCGCAAGCAUGCUUUCGGAUGCAAGCAUGCUUCUGGACGCAAGCAUGCUUUCGGGCGCAAGCAUGCUUUCGGACGCAAGCAUGCUUUCGGACGCAAGCAUGCUUCCGGACGCAAGCAUGCUUUCGGGCGCAAGCAUGCUUCCGGACGCAAGCAUGCGUCCGGGCGCAAGCAUGCUUCUGGCAGUGAGCAUGCUUUCGGACGCAAGCAUGCUUCCGGGCGCAAGCAUGCGUCCGGACGCAAGCAUGCUUCCGGACGCAAGCAUGCUUCCGGACGCAAGCAUGCUUCCGGACGCAAGCAUGCUUUCGGACGCAAGCAUGCUUUCGGACGCAAGCAUGCUUCCGGACGCAAGCAUGCUUUCGGGCGCAAGCAUGCUUCCGGACGCAAGCAUGCGUCCGGACGCAAGCAUGCUUCUGGCAGUGAGCAUGCUUUCGGACGCAAGCAUGCUUCCGGGCGCAAGCAUGCGUCCGGACGCAAGCAUGCUUCCGGACGCAAGCAUGCUUCCGGACGCAAGCAUGCUUCCGGACGCAAGCAUGCGUCCGGGCGCAAGCAUGCUUCUGGACGCAAGCAUGCUUUCGGACGCAAGCAUGCUUUCGGACGCAAGCAUGCUUCCGGACGCAAGCAUGCUUUCGGACGCAAGCAUGCGUCCGGGCGCAAGCAUGCUUCCGGACGCAAGCAUGCUUUCGGGCGCAAGCAUGCUUCCGGACGCAAGCAUGCUUUCGGACGCAAGCAUGCUUUCGGACGCAAGCAUGCGUCCGGACGCAAGCAUGCUUCCGGACGCAAGCAUGCGUCCGGGCGCAAGCAUGCUUUCGGAUGCAAGCAUGCUUCUGGACGCAAGCAUGCUUUCGGGCGCAAGCAUGCUUUCGGACGCAAGCAUGCUUUCGGACGCAAGCAUGCUUCCGGACGCAAGCAUGCUUUCGGGCGCAAGCAUGCUUCCGGACGCAAGCAUGCGUCCGGACGCAAGCAUGCUUCUGGCAGUGAGCAUGCUUUCGGACGCAAGCAUGCUUCCGGGCGCAAGCAUGCGUCCGGACGCAAGCAUGCUUCCGGACGCAAGCAUGCUUCCGGACGCAAGCAUGCUUCCGGACGCAAGCAUGCGUCCGGGCGCAAGCAUGCUUCUGGACGCAAGCAUGCUUUCGGACGCAAGCAUGCUUUCGGACGCAAGCAUGCUUCCGGACGCAAGCAUGCUUUCGGACGCAAGCAUGCGUCCGGGCGCAAGCAUGCUUCCGGACGCAAGCAUGCUUUCGGGCGCAAGCAUGCUUUCGGACGCAAGCAUGCUUUCGGACGCAAGCAUGCUUUCGGACGCAAGCAUGCGUCCGGACGCAAGCAUGCUUCCGGACGCAAGCAUGCGUCCGGGCGCAAGCAUGCUUUCGGAUGCAAGCAUGCUUCUGGACGCAAGCAUGCUUUCGGGCGCAAGCAUGCUUUCGGACGCAAGCAUGCUUUCGGACGCAAGCAUGCUUCCGGACGCAAGCAUGCUUUCGGGCGCAAGCAUGCUUCCGGACGCAAGCAUGCGUCCGGACGCAAGCAUGCUUCUGGCAUGA
This is a messenger RNA of Closterium sp. Naga37s-1, 17730 nucleotides long. The record is from the annotation of a GenBank genome assembly. Lineage: Eukaryota; Viridiplantae; Streptophyta; Zygnematophyceae; Desmidiales; Closteriaceae.